GGGAGGGCUCAGGUCACGGGGCCGGAAGUGGAGGCAGCGCAGGGAGAAGCAGCAUUGGACAGCUUCCCCGGCGUGGGGACCGGGCUGUGAUCUGCAUGUGAAAGGGAUCCCCGGAGCACAGAGCACGGCUGCUCGGGGUCUUGGAGAUGGCUAGUACAGCAACUGAAAAUUCAGAGCCAGUCCAAGAUUGUAAAGAAGUACGAAUUCCCAAAGUGGAUGGCGAUUAUCCACUCAAAGUACUUUACUGCGGAGUGUGUUCACUGCCAACAGAGUACUGUGAAUACAUGCCUGAUGUGCCAAAGUGCAGGCAAUGGCUAGAGAAGAAUUUCCCAAACGAAUUUGCUAAACUUACAUUAGGAAGCUCCCCUCAACAGGAAAUUUCUGGUGAGGGGUCAGGUCCAAUUGGUGAAGAGGAGGAGAAGAAAAAACAAAAAAGAGGAGGAAGAGGUCAGAUUAAACAGAAGAAAAAGACUGUACCUCAAAAGGUUUCAAUAGCCAAAAUCCCCAGGGCAAAGAAGAAAUACGUAACAAGGGUAUGCGGGCUAGCGACAUUUGAAAUUGAUCUCAAGGAAGCACAAAGAUUCUUUGCUCAGAAAUUCUCCUGCGGUGCCUCAGUGACAGGAGAAGAUGAAAUUAUUAUUCAGGGAGACUUCACAGAUGAUAUUAUUGAUGUAAUCCAGGAAAAGUGGCCAGAGGUUGAUGAUGACAGCAUUGAUGAUCUCGGAGAGGUGAAGAAGUAACAUAACAUCGUGCCUGUAAUGUCCUAGACUAUAUAGCCAAAGUGAGAGGAUUCUCAGAGCUUUGUGUGUCCUCGGUCAAGCUGCACCACCUUGUUACACCACUGUAGAUGCUACUUUUUGGUUUUAUUAUUAAAUGCAAAACUUAAAGUAACCAGUUCGCUCAUGCAAGCGCAUGAUAUGUGUUUAGAGUAAUAAAAAUGGUUUUGGUCAUUA
Messenger RNA from Bufo bufo (common toad), 953 nucleotides. It is a transcript of the gene DENR, whose product is annotated as density regulated re-initiation and release factor. Gene Ontology annotation, biological process: translation reinitiation; formation of translation preinitiation complex. Lineage: Eukaryota; Metazoa; Chordata; Amphibia; Anura; Bufonidae. The record is from RefSeq and is a predicted model, not a curated record. Gene Ontology annotation, molecular function: translation initiation factor activity; mRNA binding. The transcript is spliced from 8 exons. The coding region runs from base 147 to 740 and encodes 197 amino acids.